Molecule: messenger RNA, 576 nt
Organism: Lactuca virosa
Lineage: Eukaryota; Viridiplantae; Streptophyta; Magnoliopsida; Asterales; Asteraceae
Source: the annotation of a GenBank genome assembly
AUGAUUUCAGAACUCGGGGAGAAUUUUGAUGGGCGUGAUGCAAGGCAGAUGUUGAGAGCUGUUCGGAGUGAAAUAUUGAAGGGGUGUAAAAUAGUGUUCAGUAGGGUUUUUCCGACACAGUUUCAAGCGGAAAACCACCAGCUAUGGGUGGUGGCUGAGCGGCUAGGUGCCACCUGUACGACUGAGGUUGACUCGUCAGUGACACAUGUCAUCUCUACAGACAUUGGAACUGAAAAGUCAAGGUGGGCUGUUCAAGAAAAGAAGUUUCUAGUGGAACCACGGUGGUUGGAAGCUGCGAAUCUCAGAUGGGAGAGACAACCUGAGGAGAAAUUUCCGGUGGUCAAAGAAGUAAAAGAAAAACACUGAACUUUUUGUUUCUCUCUCAUUUGACUAGUUGUUGUUGACUUGAUAGAGAGUUGUGGUUUUUGUUGGUAUAGUAGUAUAGGUGGUGGUUACUAGUUAGGUUAGAAGAACAAGAUUAGAAAUAUCAUAGUAUCUCAUACAUUUUGCAUCUGAUUUGUCUGAUUAAGAUGUACAGGAUUUUUGCUUGUCAAAGAUGUUUUGACUCAAUGGGCU